Mya arenaria is the source of this 5427-nucleotide messenger RNA. RefSeq names its product WW domain-containing adapter protein with coiled-coil-like. Gene Ontology annotation, molecular function: RNA polymerase II complex binding; chromatin binding. Bases 266 to 2281 code for a protein of 671 amino acids. Gene Ontology annotation, biological process: regulation of autophagy; positive regulation of TORC1 signaling. The transcript has 13 exons. Lineage: Eukaryota; Metazoa; Mollusca; Bivalvia; Myida; Myidae. Gene Ontology annotation, cellular component: nucleus. The record is from RefSeq and is a predicted model, not a curated record.
AUAACAAAAGUAGAACUGAGUCCAAAUUUAAAGUUCAAUUAAUAUUUCUCAAGGAUAACAAGUAUUUUAAGUCCUGAUUUUAUCUUUUGGAGAGAAAAAAUAUUGACGGGAGACAUACGAACGUUUCCGAACGCGUACGUUGCCCGGAUGUAAAAUGGCGUCGACAGAACUAAAAUUGAUCCAGUAGCAAAACCCGAAAUUGUAGUCCAUUGCCCCAUCCAUUUGCGCAUUUUUUGCGUUCCGUUACUCACACUUUGAUGCAUUAAUGGUAAUGCAUGCAAGGAAACUCCCAAGAAUUGAUGAUGGGUAUGCAGACAAGAGAGAUGCCCAGUCAUACCAGAGCAGUCAGUACCCAUCAAAGGCGACCUAUGGGAACCACAGUGACCGGUAUGACCGCUCACCUAGCAGAAACAGCCCUGCAUCACGCAAUAGUCCCAGAUACAGCAACAAGUCUUCCUACAUUGAAAGGACUAAGGAAAAAUAUGAUAGAGGUACUGAUGGCUCACCUAGCCGCAGAACUAACCACACUGGUAAUGGAAGUGGCAGUAACCAUAGCAGCUCUACUCACCAUGGCAACCAGGACAAGAACAGGGGAUCAAGCAACGUCAAGGACAACAAGAACGAGGCCCAGAAGUCAGCGAUUCGAGUGUGUGGGGACUGGUCAGAACACCUCAGCUCCUCGGGGAAAAAGUAUUACUACAACCUCAAGACAGAGGUCUCACAGUGGGAGAAACCCAGAGACUGGAGUGAUACAGCUGCCACACGACCAGACCGACAUUCAAUUGACUCAAGAUCAAGUAAUGACAAACACAACAAAGAGGACAAGCGUCGGCAUUCAAGUGGAGGACUGGAGAAACGAGAGAAACACCUCGGUGACCUCAAACACCUUGUCGUUGAUGGUAACCCUAAACCAGAUAAAAUGUACUUGUUUGAAAAACUGCAACAGAGUCAGUCAAAAUUACAAGCAGAAAAUCGUGCAAAUAAACAGUUCGAGCACAAAGACUUGCAGAGACGGACAGACGAAGGCAUUGUGUGUGAUUACUCGAACUCAAAGUCUUCUAGUCGACCAAGGCGGGACAGUGAGGGGGCACGGACAGGGGGAUCAAGACAGACUUCUAAAAAUGACUGUGAUGAGAUGGAUUCGCCGGGUAGCACGCCGACGAGCCACAUGUCUGCGAGCACUCCCCACCCACACCUCACCCCCAACAACAUCAACUUACUCGGCAUCAACAUUCUCUCAGAGCUCAACAGCCAGGAACCCAUCAACCAAGCGCUCCAGACGUUACAGAAACUGCAACAAGCGUUGUCACGGCAAAUAGCUGCAGCUCAGACCAGUGUCUCUAAUCAGUCCAACAGUCAGGGUAUGCCUAUCCAGGCGCUGACCCACUCCCUUACUGUCGGAACCACCUCGGGUCUUCCUCAGCCCGAUGAGGCCCUACUCCACUGCCAGAACUCCCAGGGGGCCUCCAUUCACCCCACCUAUCUGGCCUCCUCCCCCCAGAUAGUCCCUCUACAUAACCAUGCCACCAUCUCCACCCCCUCCAUCUCCCACCUCGCCAAUAGUCGGAGCCUGUAUGUUAACUCACAGAACAAUCUCACCUCAUUGGGCUCAAGCCCGCAGCCCAUUGUCACAGUAGCCGUCUCCCAGAUGGCGGCAUCGCCAAUGACAACGGGGACAACAACUAUUCCAAUUACCCAAUCGGGGAAUCAAGUGCAUCGUGGAAACACAGUGUACGGGAAAUUCCUGGGUUCAAGCCAACAGUCAGGCUUGGUAACAGGGUAUAUGAGCCAGGUGGGCGAUGACAGAUCCGGUGGGGAGAACAGAGGAGUGGAGGGUGGAGGGACUAAUGAUAGGUCUCCAUGUGCUAGUCCCACUCCCAGUGACACGAGUUCCCAGGGUGCUCCAGUAGACCCGGACAUGUUUACCGGUCAGAGUCUCGGUCAGCGAGAACACAACCUGAUGGCCAGUCUCGGGCAAUACUACAAAAAUGAAUCUGUUGCCCAUGUGACGGGCUGGCAGGGCGAACUUGUCGAAAGACAGGCAAGGUUGUACCAUGAUGAGAGUCUACGGAUAGGGAGCUUGAUAAGUAGCCAGGUGUCUGUGGAACUGAAGAGGGCGCGGUCGCUGGUCCGAGUGGAGGAGAUACAGUCCACACUCCAUGAACAAAGGAACCUGUUCCUUGCCCAGCAGAUUGCCGAGCUAGAGAACAUGAAGCCUGUAUCAUCCGUGUCCUCAUUCCUCCCCGUAUCAUCAGUGUCCCCGGCAACCAACAACACCUAGUGACAUACCCCACAUCUGUGUACUGUGGAGGAGUCAUCUUGGCAUUAUUUACAAUUACUAUCACAAUUCUGCCAACAUACGAAUGAGAUUUGGUAUGACCUUAGUCAACAAUUUGGUAUUACCGUGUUGACCAACUUGGAUUUGCCUUUGCUACGAGUUUUGGGUUAACAUUGGUGACAGAUUGGAGGUUACUGUAGUAACUUAUUCGGUGAUACCUUCGUGACCUGUCCAGUGUUUCUGCGUCAUUGCCAUGGCGACAGUUUCCCUGUGGUCACAGUGAUAGUGAUGAAGCUUUGAGGACAGAAUGACUGUGAUGUCCAUGGAGAUGGUUCUGUGGUUGCCUUGGCAGCAUGUAAUGUUUGCCAGGGGAGAUGGUAAUAUAUUCUGCGAACUUCGGUGAUACACUGAGGAUAGAGGUGGCGUGGAGGCUGUUCGGGGAUAGACGGAGAAUUCGGCCCACAAAUAUUUAUUGAAAACAUAUUCAUAUUACUGUAAUGGCAAUUUCCUACAUCCAAAGACUCAAUUUGUGCUUGUUCUUACUGAAAGACUAGCUAUGUUUAUAUCAUGGACAUUGUUCACAAUGGAAAUAUAGACUGUUUAGAACCUUUUUAAUGCCACAGCUGAUGGUUGUUAAUAUAGUAUAUACUUAUAUAUGUAAAUCAUGCCUUCUUAGCAAUUCAAAAACCAGCCUAUCUUUUACUGAUGGCAUGCGAAAAGUGCUUAUUGGCAUAAUAUUGUUGUUUAAUUUUAUAGGAACCCAACCUGUAUAAUAUGAAAAUAAUUUAAAUAAGUUUAGUAUAUGGAAAGAAGUUCUGAAGUAAUAUUUAUUUGAUUAUUUUGAAGAAUUAAACAGGAGUUACCUUGUCACAUAGGCAGAAUGUUUCAUGUAUUUUGCAUGUAUUUUUACAUGCCUGAAAAAAAGUUUUUACUAAAUUCUUUAUUCACAUGCUGUGUCAUUUUUAUUUAGAGGAAAGGAACAUAAUAAAUGCAAGUAUGUUACUAUUUUAAAAGUGUUGUAGAAAGUUGACAUUUUUUGUUCUUUAUUUUUUCACAUUCAUGUGUCUACACCAAGUGUUGUAUUAAACGAGUAUUCUGCAAGACUUAUUUUUAGCUCUACGGGUCAAAGGCCUGAAGAACUUAUGCCAUGGCAUGGUGUCCGUCGUCCGUGCGUCUGUCUGUAAACAGUUCGUUAUGAAUAAGAAACAGUCUUCAAUCUCAAACUUGUACAGUAGUAAGAUAUCCAUGAGAGCUCGGGCCCUUUAUUAAACCAGCUAAAUCUAUCAUGCCUGACUGGAUUAUGACCCUUAAAUGCUGCAGCCCUCGCAAAACUAUUCUCUAAGGGAGAAAACUUUGUACAGAGAGCUCUGUAUUAUUGUCGCAAUUAUUUCCCUUUGUAAAACAUGCUUUGAAUGUCGGUUCAGGAGUUAAAAAAAAAAGUACCGAAAAAGUCAUACGAGUAAAGCAUAGGCCCUCAUGGGCCUCUUGUUUAAGAAAGAUAUAGGGGCCAUUUUUAUGCUGCAUUGGUUUAAAAAGCCAAAAAAAGUCAGAUUUAAGAAAAUAUUUGUAUGUUUGAUAAUGAUAUAGAUAUUGUGUUGCGGAGGACUUAUGUAAAUACUGCAUUGUUUUUGUUAAAAGUUGUAGUAAAUUAUAAGUUUAUAUGUACAGACAUAUAUUAAUUAUUGUAAAUAAUUAGAUUAUAACUAACUGAACAAAGUGUGGAUGGUUAUGCUCAGUUGAUUUUAGCUGGAUGUCACAAGUCAAGGUCAAUAAGAGUCAUUUGUUUAUAUUUUUAAAUGCUGUUGAAAGUCAAUUAGCCAAAAUGUAUGGGACCUUAUAUACACAUUUCAAAUGUAUGGUAAAUUAGGUCCUUUGUUCAAAAGCACCAAUAUCCUCUAUAGUGUCUUUUCACGAGUAAACUAAGACUAAGUAUUAACCUUUUGUACCGCCUGUGCCUUGCAAAUUGGGAAAAAAAGUUGACUGGGAAAAAUACAAAAUCAGGCCAAAAUAGCUAACCUUUUAAUGCAUACAUUAUGCUGUGAAAGAGUUAGUUUUGGCAAGAUUAUGUUUAUUUUUGAAGAAAUUCAUUGCUUUUUUAUUGAUUUACAUAGUCUGCAUUUAUCAAAUUGGGAAAAUAUAUAUUUUGGGGGGAAAUGGACACUAAUGCGCAAGGGGAAACAGCCUUUAGAAGGUAGUAAAAUGCACCAAAAAAAUCACUGUUUAGGGGCUUGGUUGACUUAUAAAGUUGGGCAACUUUCACAAAGUAUUUUCUUAACAACACUGUUAAGGGUCAGGGGCCUGUUUUUAUGAAAGAACUCAGUUGUCAAGUUAUAUUGUUCAAUAUCUUGUGGUUCCUUCUUAUAUUAACUCCAUGAUAUAAUCUAGAGGUUGAAAACUCACUGAAAAUAUCAAAAAAUCAUUUGUAUCUACAGAUCUAGGACUUGUAUUGUUACAACUAAGAUUCUUUAAUGAGACAGCCUAAUCCAAUAAGAUUUUUGACAAUUUUUGUCGUAAUUUGAAAUUAUCUUGGUGUCACAUUUUUGUUAUUUUUCAACAUAUUUGUAUAAAUUGAACUUAAGCCAGUAUUAAAAUAAACACAAAGUUGAAGAAAUAAAAACAAUCAAUGUGACGCUUAUACAGGUUUAAGAUGAUAAAAGUUACAACUAAAACCCUUUAUUGAAAAGACCCCCAGGGUCCCAAGUUUCUAAUAAUAUUAAAGUCUAUACAAUUAGUUAUCAAUCAUAAGGGGUGAGGGUGGUCUAGUGGUAUUGGUGUCUGCCUCUCGCUUAAGAGGUUAUGGGUUCAUUCCCCACCAGGGGUACUUUCUCAUGGCCCCUCAAAAUCUACCUAGUACUGGUUUCUGUCAAGGAAUCAAGACUUAGAGUGAUUCAUAUAAGCUUACAGCCUUCACGACAGAGUUGAAAGGAAUCAGUAUAUACCAAUUAAAUAUUCAAGAAAAUUAUCAAAAAUAUGGAUUAAUUGAAUAAAUUGGUGACAUUGUCAUCCUGUAUUUUGACAUUUAAAGGUUGACCAAUGGAGACCACUGUGCUAUGUUUGACUUUGUGCGACUUGGUAUGAAUGGUUAUCUAUUUUUAGCUGUGUAAUUUAUAUGUACAGUCUCUAAUGCUGAAUAAAGCCAUGAAUACACA